Rhodamnia argentea is the source of this 1173-nucleotide messenger RNA. Its product is annotated as serine/threonine/tyrosine-protein kinase HT1-like. Gene Ontology annotation, molecular function: ATP binding; protein kinase activity. NCBI's taxonomy places the organism in Eukaryota, Viridiplantae, Streptophyta, Magnoliopsida, Myrtales, Myrtaceae. Bases 1 to 1173 code for a protein of 390 amino acids. Gene Ontology annotation, biological process: protein phosphorylation. The record is from RefSeq and is a predicted model, not a curated record. The transcript has 6 exons.
AUGGAGCAGCGGCCUAGUGAACUCGUUCCAUUGUCGGUGUUGUACCACAGGUCGUCUCGAGAAGAAGAGCUCGUCAGUCUCUCCGUAGACAACAUCCGGAGAGCUCUUUUUAGAUUCAGGACCGAUGGAGGCAAUGGCAACGGUGAGGGCGGCGCCGAUGAUGGUCCGGUCGAGAUCGAGGAGAGCCUGCUCAUCGAUCUAAGCGAGGUGUAUGUCGGUAAAAUGAUUGGAGAAGGUCAUCACUCCAUAGUCUUUGAAGGACUGUACGAUUCCAGGUCAGUCGCAGUGAAAAUCAUACGGCCUUAUGGAGAAUCACUGACUAAUGAUGAUUACAAAGAGAGAUUCAGAAGGGAGGUAAUGAUUCUCUCCAGGUCCACCCACCAAAACAUUGUGAAGUUUGUGGGGGCUAGAGCGGAACCAGUGAUGCUGAUUGUGACUGAGCUGAUGAGAGAUGGCAAUCUCCACAAGCAUCUGACCAGCAUUCGGCCCCAGCUUCUGGAUCUGAAGCUCUCCAUUGGCUUCGCACUCGACAUUGCUGGAGCCAUGGAGUAUCUGCAUGCUAACAACAUCAUCCACCGAGACCUCAAGCCAAGCAAUCUGCUCCUGACGGAGGACAAGAAGCAUCUUAAGCUGGCAGAUUUUGGGCUUGCUAGAGAAGUAUCCACUGAAAUGACCGGUGAAAUGGGCACUUAUAGGUGGAUGGCCCCAGAGCUGUACAGCAUUGAACCAUGCCCUAGGGGAACAAGGAGGCACUAUGAUCACAAGGUGGAUGUCUUCAGCUUCUCCCUGAUUCUGUGGGAGCUGCUCACCAACACGACCCCAUUCCAGGGGAGGAGCCAUGUACUCGCGGCCUACGACACAUGCCGAAGCAUUAGGCCCAGUGUGGAGUCCAUUCCCCGGGAGAUCAUCCCUCUACUGCAGUCCUGCUGGGCGCACGACCCGAGCUGCCGCCCCGAGUUCACGGAAGUAACGGGCUUUCUCUCUGGCGUCCUCGACAAACUGGUGAGCCGAGCCGAGGCGGGGGCAGGACUGGCCAAGGAAGCCGACGAGGAUGUCGAGAAGGCGAUGAUUGUGGAGGCGCCCAAGGAGGGCAAGCAAAAGAAGAGCGGCGGCUUCUUGCCGACCGUUCGCGACUGCUUGUAUUAUGCCUGCUCGUGCAAAGUGGCUAAGUGA